Adineta ricciae is the source of this 849-nucleotide messenger RNA. Lineage: Eukaryota; Metazoa; Rotifera; Eurotatoria; Adinetida; Adinetidae. The record is from the annotation of a GenBank genome assembly.
AUGGCAAGUCAAACAGCACGUAUCUCAGCUGAUGCACAAUUAGAUUGUGCACUCGAUUUAAUGCGACGUUUGCCACCGCAACAAGUCGAAAAGAAUCUCUCAGAUCUCAUCGACCUCGUUCCGGACUUGACAGAAGAGCUAUUAUCUGCUGUCGAUCAACCACUGAAAGUCGUUCGUGAUCGAACCGUUGGCAAAGAUUAUCUUCUAUGUGAUUACAAUCGUGACGGCGAUUCGUAUCGUUCACCAUGGACGAACACUUACACACCACCAUUUGAUGGAAAUCUUCCGUCCGAUCGUCUCCGACAAUUAGAAAUCGAUGCUAAUCAAGCUUUUGACCAAUAUCGAGAGAUGUACUUUGAAGGUGGAGUAUCCUCGGUCUAUUUUUGGGACCUAGAAAAUGGUUUUGCUGGUGUUAUUUUAAUCAAGAAAGUUGGCGAUGGCAGUAAGAACAUCAAAGGCUGUUGGGAUUCGAUUCACGUUAUUGAAGUUCAAGAAAAGCAGGGUGGCCGAUCGGUUCACUAUAAAUUAACAUCGACUGUUAUGCUUUGGUUGCAAACGCAAAAGACCAAGUCGGGAAUGAUGAAUCUAGGUGGAAGUCUGACUCGUCAACUGGAAGCUGAUCACCAAAUAACCGACUUUUCUCAGCAUAUUAUCAACAUUGGUCGGAUGGUUGAAGACAUGGAGAACAAGAUUCGUCAAACAUUGAACUCGAUCUACUUCGGUAAAACAAAAGAUAUUCUGAAUAGUUUGCGAAACUCUGAACAUGCCCAAAAUCGACUUCGUUUACAACAGCUGAGCUUCACAGGUGAAUUGCAAUCAACGCUAAAUCGUAGUCGACCAACAGAAUAA